Molecule: messenger RNA, 873 nt
Organism: Brenthis ino (lesser marbled fritillary)
Lineage: Eukaryota; Metazoa; Arthropoda; Insecta; Lepidoptera; Nymphalidae
Source: the annotation of a GenBank genome assembly
AUGCCAUUUUUAGAAAUAGCGUUUCAAGCGGAAAUUAGUAGAUUUGAAGAUGCAGAUUUCGAAGACACUGCCCGACGUACCUGUAAUGAGGAUCCGAAAACUAGGCAUAUUGCCAUCGAGGAAUUGAGGAAUAUGAUAUAUCAGAGAGGUGAAUGUCAUCCGCGGCGAACAGAUGACGCGUAUCUCCUACGUUUCCUGAGAUGUCGAAGAUUUAUUCCGGCUCUAGCGCAUAAAUUGAUGGUCCGCUAUGAAGACUUUCGUUCUAAAAACAUGUAUUUGUACCAAUGCAAUGCAUUUGAUUUACAUCGUGUUAAAGGCGUGUAUGGGGGAACACUGCCGGAAAGCCCUGUCCACGGCAGGAUAACACUUAUGAGAUUUGGUCGGUGGGAAUCAGAAACCGUACCAAUAGUAGAUGUAGUGCGAAGUGCUCUCCUUAUGAAUGAAAUAGGAUUAAUGCAGCCAAAACUACAAAUCAUAGGAGUCACCGUAAUAGUUGAUUUGGAAGAACUUAGUUUACGCCGCCAUGUGAGACACCUCACACCGACCAUAGCUCAUCAAAUCGUUAGUUUAAUGGGGGUGUCGUUCCCCAUACCAAUCCACGCACUCCACAUAGUUCGAUACAAUUGGAUCCUAAACACUUUCUUCUACAUAUUCAAGCAGUUUAUUCCCGCAGCAGCGUGGGAUCGCCUUCAUUUCCAUGGAUACGAUAUGGCCUCCUUACAGAAGCAUAUAGACCCUAUACAUUUACCCCCGGAAUAUGGGGGAAGAUGUGACCAUGUGAUUUCAUUUGAAGAGUGGGUGAAAAAAGUCGAUAGAUAUAAGGAUGAUUUUUUGGUACAAGAGCUAAGGGCACUUGGUUUUACGGUUAACAGU